Molecule: messenger RNA, 533 nt
Organism: Colletotrichum acutatum
Lineage: Eukaryota; Fungi; Ascomycota; Sordariomycetes; Glomerellales; Glomerellaceae
Exons: 2
Coding region: 166-450 (94 amino acids)
Source: RefSeq, a predicted model, not a curated record
AGCCUGAGUUUGGCUGACAAAAAUGUUUGCCGGUGUUGACAGAAACUCUCACCAAAAGGGGUCGAGAGUGGUCAAUUCGUCAAAACCUUGGCGGCAUCCCACUUGCACACCGAAAUCUCGUUUUCAAUACAGCUUCAAGUUUUCAAGGUGACAAAACAAUCAAAGAUGAUGAAUGCGCCAUACAAACAACCACCAAACGAUCCCCCGUCUCCUGCAGCCCUGCACGGUCCCAAACAUCCUCCCGCGCUCCGCUCACCUCAUACACAAAGUGUCGGAGCUCCUUUCAAAUCAUCCAACGCGCCGCGCAACCACUCAAUGAGGCAUGCGCCGCCGCCCUCGACAUCAGCCCAAGGGCUCCAUGGAGAUGGUGGUGUUUCAAAACCCAGAAUGCAAGGGCGGCGGGUGAGGUCGCACAGUCGCCCCCUUCCCAUAGUUAGCAACGUAGGCUGAGGCACUCGUAGACAUGACAUUCUGCUGGGCAGAUUCUGUACAUAGUCCUUGACAUUGCAAACCUCGAGUACUCAGGAACAUCA